AGACAGUUACACGUCUCACCGCUUUAUUCACCUUUCAAAUUAGAUGACUUAAUACAUACUAAUUUUAUAUUAAUAUCGGAAAUAGAAGAAUUCAGAGAAUGAGGAUUGCAGAAAUAGUAAAUAAAGCGGACAGGCAGAGGGACCCAGCAGAGACCAGCAAAGGCUGUAAGUCAUCACAUUCCAUGGAAACAUCCAGAUGAAACCAGAUGGAAAAGCCCUUUGACAAUAUUCCUAAACAACCACUGGGACUACUGAACUCAGAAACACAGCAAGAGAUUAUAUUUGAAACAUGUCUCAGAGUGACUUCCUCUACCCAGAGAAUCCACGGAGAAGGCAGGAAGUAAACCGUCUUCACCAGCAGCUUCUUGACUGUUUAUCUGAUAGCUUCCAUGGUACUAAUAAGCUGAUUGAGGUCUUAAACAUACACUUGGGGUGCAAGUUGGCCUCCAUCGAGAUGAAAAGAGAUGGGACCAUCAAAGAAAACUGUGAUAUCAUCAUCCAAGCCAUGAUGAAAAUCCAAACAGAACUGCAAAAGGUUGAUGAAGCACUAAAAGAUAAGCUAGAGCCAACCCUCUACAGAAAACUUCAGGAUAUUAAAGAAAGGGAAACAGAGAAAAUUGCAAUAGUACAAAAGGUCAUUUCAGUCAUCCUGGGAGAAGCUACUUCUGCAGCCAGUGCAGUAGCUGUUAAACUUGUGGGCUCAAACAUCACAACUGGCAUCAUUAACAAGCUGGUCACUGUGUUAGCUCAAAUUGGUGCUUCUCUCCUUGGUAGUAUAGGAGUUGCCGUUCUUGGCCUUGGCAUAGAUAUGAUCUUCCGUGCCAUCCUGGGAGCAGUGGAGAAAACACAGCUUGAAGCAGCCAUUAAAAGUUAUGAGAAGCAUCUGGUGGAAUUCAAGUCAGCUUCAGAAAAGUAUCAUCAUGCCAUUACUGAGGUCACCAACACAGUGAAACACCAAAUGAAAUGAACAGCCACGGUGCCACUGGAAUAUUUUUCUAUGUCUCUAUAAUAGUGUUUUGCUUCUUGCAUUAGGUUCAUUUUCCAUUAAGUUUCCAACAUGGACAGAAAUAUAGUUAAUAAGUUGGCAAGGUGGUUUAAGAGAUGCUAAAACUAGAGGACUCCAGAGUUUUUUUAUCAGUUGGGUCUAGACCCUGUGAGGCAGAAGAUAUAUCCCAGGAUACCUUCUUACUCUGCUCUACCAGAUCAACAUUACAUUAAAUGCUAUUGUAGAAGAGCAAGUCUAGGGCUUACUUCUUCCUUUUCUUUUCCCCUAAAUUCUUAAAAUUUACUCUGAAUAAAGAAUAACUUUCAUUCCUA
This is a messenger RNA of Lontra canadensis (Northern American river otter), 1317 nucleotides long. RefSeq names its product single-pass membrane protein with coiled-coil domains 3 (gene SMCO3). NCBI's taxonomy places the organism in Eukaryota, Metazoa, Chordata, Mammalia, Carnivora, Mustelidae. The transcript has 2 exons. The coding region runs from base 290 to 967 and encodes 225 amino acids. The record is from RefSeq and is a predicted model, not a curated record.